This is a messenger RNA of Anarrhichthys ocellatus (wolf-eel), 2072 nucleotides long. RefSeq names its product paired like homeobox 2Bb (gene phox2bb). Bases 189 to 1046 code for a protein of 285 amino acids. Gene Ontology annotation, molecular function: DNA-binding transcription factor activity, RNA polymerase II-specific; RNA polymerase II transcription regulatory region sequence-specific DNA binding. The transcript has 3 exons. The record is from RefSeq and is a predicted model, not a curated record. NCBI's taxonomy places the organism in Eukaryota, Metazoa, Chordata, Actinopteri, Perciformes, Anarhichadidae. Gene Ontology annotation, biological process: enteric nervous system development; regulation of transcription by RNA polymerase II.
CCUUCCAACCAGUUCAAACCAAACAAGUCAUCUUUCCCCCCCAACUCAGACCGCGCGUCCUCCUCAUUUUUAUUUCGAUUAUUUUUUUUAUUUUUUACUUACUAACCCAAUUUUUUUGGGGGGUAGUUUUUGUUUGACUUUUCUUUUUCCGGGAGGUGCAGCUUUCUAACUCCACCGAGCUUUCUCAAAUGUAUAAAAUGGAGUAUUCUUACCUAAAUUCCUCUGCCUACGAGUCAUGUAUGGCCGGGAUGGACACGACGAGCUUGGCAUCGGCCUAUGCGGACUUCAGCUCGUGCAGUCAAGCCAGUGGGUUUCAGUACAAUCCCAUCAGGACCACUUUCGGGGCCACCUCCGGCUGUCCGUCCCUCACGCCGGGGUCUUGCAGCCUGGGGACCCUGCGGGACCACCAGAGCAGUCCGUACGCCGCAGUUCCCUACAAACUCUUCACGGAUCACGGCGGACUGAACGAGAAGAGGAAGCAGAGGCGCAUCCGGACCACGUUCACCAGCGCCCAGCUGAAGGAGCUGGAGCGGGUUUUUGCUGAAACGCACUACCCGGACAUCUACACCAGAGAGGAGCUGGCACUCAAAAUCGAUCUGACUGAAGCCAGAGUGCAGGUGUGGUUCCAAAACCGUCGCGCCAAGUUUCGCAAACAGGAGCGGGCAGCUGCAGCGGCCGUAGCGGCUGCCAAGAACAAUUCCGGAAAGAAGUGCGACCCCAGAGAUGAAGACAGCAAAGACAACAAAUCGACCGACCCCGACAGCACAGGAGGACCGGGCCCGAACCCCAUCCCCACCUCCAACUGCGGAGGACCGAGCCCCACCGGAGGCCAGGUCAACACCACCGGGAACGGACAGGUGGACCAAGUGAAGAACUCCGUGUCCACCGGCAUGGGGGUGACAGCGGCAAACCAGGGGUGGGCCACCGCCCCGGGGACCAUCACCUCCAUCCCGGACUCAUUGGGCGGGCCGUUCGCCAGCGUACUGUCGUCUUUGCAAAGACAGAACGGAGCCAAAGCUACAUUAGUAAAGACCAGCAUGUUCUAAUGAAGCUUCACAUCGAAAGGGGGGAGAAACAGAGAAGCUCCCCCAUCCUCCGGAGAGCGAAAAGCAAUUGCCCACGACAGACUUAAGGACACUAAAAAGCAGUGAAAAAGAAGAUGACAACUCUUGUUAUUUUAUUUUUAUGCCUUGCGCCGUUUCUUGUGGUCAGUCGACACAUUUGCUGUGAAAAUAUCCAUCUUGACAAGUCAUAUUGUCUGCUAAUAACAUCGUUUUCGUUUCAUUAAAACGAGUGCAAGUUGGGUGAAAUGUUUCCACGUGUUUCAUCUAAAGACUGAAAUCCUGAAAAAAAGGCAGAAGGCGUAUUAAUAUCAACAAAAUGAGACUUCUGCUGAGAUUCUUCACGCGUAAAACCAGAACAAGACAACAUCAAAGCAAAAAUGUUUAAGAAUCAAAAGACACAUUGAAAGGCUGAAUCCUCGAUGAAGUGACUUGUUAAGAUGAACAUUUUUUGGUUUUUUUUGGGCCAGGUUUAUGAGCAAACAGACGUCCGCGCGCUGCUUCAUGCCAUCAGUGCGCAGAGGAGCCUCGUUAAGUCACAUCACAUGUCAGAGUUCAACAGCUGCUUUGUUUGGUAAAGAGACGUUUAACAUCCACGGCUGAGGAUGCGCUCACGCGACCUGCUUCUCUGAUCUGUGCAGACACAAUAUGCUGUUUGGACAGCAGCCUCUUUACAGCUGUGUGUGUUUGUUUGUUUUUUUGUUUCCAGUGCUGCUGAGAGUUUAGUUUUUUUAAAUUAUCGAUAUAAACACAAUUAUUUCCUCGAGAAAAAAAAAGGCACAAACUACUGCAAUGUUCACCUCAGACAGGAAAUCUGUGUGUUUUGUGUGUCUUUCUACGGCAGUGUUUUUGUGGCUCAAUCUGUAUAGUGUUAAUACGUAUUAUUGUCUCCUAUAGUUGAACCAUAGGCCAUACUCCCUCGUAGAUCGAUCAUACAAGUCUUUUUGAUGUUUUACAAAAGUCCCUCGGAAGAAUUUAUUUUGGGUAAAAAAAAAGAAAAAAAAGGAGAGG